AACCUGCGUCCAACCCACUGUUGCGUGGAAAUGGAGUUCUAGUGUAGAAAGUAAUGUUGGUUGCCCUGUAAAUUGUGCCCGCCAUUAUAUGUGUAUAGUGCGCUGUCUUAGUAUACAAUUAUAGCCGGUGUGUGAAGUGUACGUUUAGUGUUAUAGAAAACUUGUAAAUAUGUCGAAACCAGAAGACGCUAUGGAGGGAGUGGACACUGGUGAAAACUCGAAUGCAUCGUCAGCCGACACGAUGUCAUCGAGGGAGAAACCAGAAGAUUACGAAGUGAAAGUUGUUACAGAUCGGAGCAAGCGCUUUGAUUACUUACUGAAACAAACCGAAAUCUUCACUCAUUUUAUGUCCAACAACCAAGGUGGGAAGACACCAUCCAGUCCAUUAAAAGUUCGACCCGGGCGACCGAGGAAAGAACAACCAAAAAUUGAUCCUGGAGAUCAUCGGCAUCGGAAAACUGAGCAGGAAGAAGAUGAAGAGCUUCUUGCAGAGACAAAUUCAAAUCGAAAGACCAUAAUAUCGUUUGACCAAUCACCACAUUACAUCAAGAAUGGAGAGAUGAGAGAUUACCAAGUGCGUGGUCUAAAUUGGAUGAUAUCUCUUUAUGAAAAUGGUAUUAAUGGGAUUCUCGCCGAUGAAAUGGGCUUAGGAAAAACUUUACAGACAAUAUCGUUGCUUGGGUACAUGAAGCAUUAUCGGAGUAUUCCUGGUCCUCAUAUUGUAAUAGUUCCAAAAUCAACUUUAGCUAACUGGAUGAAUGAAUUUAAAAAAUGGUGUCCUUCUCUUAGAGCAGUAUGUUUAAUUGGUGAUCAGGAAACAAGGAAUGCUUUUAUACGUGAAACACUGAUGCCAGGCGAGUGGGAUGUCUGCGUAACAUCAUAUGAGAUGGUUAUUAAGGAAAAAGGUGUCUUCAAAAAGUUUAACUGGCGCUACAUGGUUAUAGAUGAGGCUCAUAGGAUAAAAAAUGAAAAGUCAAAGCUUUCUGAAAUUGUACGAGAAUUCAAGACGACAAAUAGGCUUCUGUUGACAGGAACACCUCUCCAAAAUAAUCUCCAUGAGCUGUGGUCUUUGCUAAAUUUUCUACUUCCUGAAGUAUUCUCAUCAGCAGAUGAUUUUGACUCUUGGUUUGACACCAAUAGUUUUCUAGGUGACAAUGCACUUGUGGAACGAUUGCAUGCUGUACUGCGGCCAUUCUUACUGCGACGCUUGAAGAGCGAAGUGGAAAAGAGGCUGAAACCCAAGAAAGAAGUGAAAGUUUAUGUAGGACUGAGUAAAAUGCAACGAGAGUGGUAUACUAAGGUCCUCAUGAAAGAUAUAGAUGUCGUGAAUGGUGCGGGAAAAAUAGAAAAGAUGCGACUUCAGAACAUUCUGAUGCAGCUGCGCAAAUGUUCCAAUCACCCGUAUUUGUUCGAUGGUGCAGAACCGGGACCACCUUUCACCACAGACGAACAUUUGGUGUAUAACUGCGGCAAGAUGGUGAUUCUUGACAAGCUGUUGCCGAAGCUGCAGCAGCAGGAGUCAAGAGUUCUAAUCUUCAGCCAGAUGACUCGAAUGCUGGACAUCCUUGAAGAUUAUUGCCUUUGGAGAGGAUACAUGUAUUGCAGGCUUGAUGGACAGACCCCACACGAAGAUCGUCAGAGGCAGAUAAAUGAGUACAAUGCCCCUGGCAGUGAGAAAUUCAUCUUUAUGUUGUCCACCCGAGCUGGUGGUCUGGGUAUUAACUUAGCAACAGCAGAUGUGGUAAUCAUUUAUGACUCAGACUGGAACCCUCAGAUGGAUCUCCAGGCCAUGGACCGAGCACAUCGUAUCGGCCAGCAGAAACAGGUGCGAGUCUUCAGGUUCAUCACUGAGAACACAGUUGAGGAGAAAAUUGUGGAGAGAGCUGAAAUCAAACUGAGGCUCGACAAGCUGGUCAUCCAGCAGGGCCGCCUGGUUGAUAACAAACAGAACCAGUUGAACAAAGAUGAAAUGUUAAAUAUGAUAAGACAUGGUGCAAAUCAUGUAUUUGCAUCAAAAGAUUCUGAAAUUACUGAUGAGGAUAUAGAUACUAUACUGCAGAAAGGAGAAGCCAAAACGGAAGAACUGAGGCAGAAACUGGCAGGCCUGGGCGAAUCUUCUCUCCGAAACUUCACAAUGGAUACAUCGACAGCGGACUCGGUUUACCAGUUUGAGGGAGAAGAUUACAGAGAAAAACAAAAAGUUUUGGGAAUUGGAAGUUGGAUCGAACCACCAAAAAGAGAGAGGAAGGCUAACUAUGCUGUGGAUGCAUACUUCAGAGAAGCUCUUAGAGUGUCUGAGCCUAAAGCUCCCAAGGCUCCUCGGCCUCCAAAGCAGCCAAUUGUGCAAGACUUCCAGUUUUUCCCACCACGUCUCUUUGAAUUAUUAGAUCAAGAAAUCUAUUACUUUAGGAAAACUGUUGGUUACAAAGUUCCAAAAAAUCCAGAAUUAGGAUCAGAUGCCUCACGCAUCCAGAAAGAAGAGCAGAGGAAAAUAGAUGAGGCACAGCCACUAACAGAAGAAGAAAUAAUGGAGAAAGAGAAACUUCUUACACAGGGAUUCACAAACUGGACCAAACGAGAUUUCAACCAAUUCAUUAAAGCGAAUGAAAAAUACGGGAGAGAUGAUAUAGAGAACAUAUCAAAAGAAGUCGAAGGAAAGACUGCGGAGGAGGUUUUGGAGUACAGUCAAGUAUUCUGGGAACGGUGUCACGAGUUGCAGGAUAUUGACAGGAUUAUGGCGCAAAUUGAUAGAGGAGAAGCUAAAAUACAACGGCGUGCCAGCAUCAAGAAGGCUCUAGAUGCAAAGAUGGCAAGAUACCGUGCUCCAUUCCAUCAACUCCGUAUUGCCUAUGGUACCAAUAAAGGAAAGAAUUACACUGAAGAGGAAGAUAGAUUCCUAGUGUGUAUGCUUCAUAAGUUGGGUUUUGACAAAGAAAACGUUUAUGAAGAACUUCGAGCUGCUGUCAGGUCAGCACCACAGUUCCGCUUUGACUGGUUUAUAAAAUCCCGCACGGCGAUGGAACUACAGCGGCGGUGUAACACGUUAAUAACACUUAUUGAACGUGAAAACCAGGAACUCGAGGAAAAAGAACGUGCGGAGAAAAAGAAGAGGGGACCUCGAGGAGGCGGAGCGGGAGGAGGCGGAGCUGGUGGGGGUGGCAGUGUCGGGGGUGUGCCUGGUGCCGGUAUGGGGGCGGGCCAGGGCAAGCCAGUGAUGCCCAGCAGUGGGCAGAAGCGCAAAGGCGACGGCAGCUCGACUCCGGACGGCAAGGCUAGCCGAAAGAAGAAGAAAGAGAAGUGAUAGGUGUCACACUGGCAGUGGUGGGGGAACGUCGGACGGACUCCCAUCCUGCUUCACGAACAGUGCCCCGUAGACAUUUGCACGGGACCGGAGUUUUAGACCGUCUCACAGUGCUGCUCGACAUAGCUCUUUGCUGUCUGUGUCAGACUCGACGUUCAUUAGAUGCACGUCAUAAGUUCUUUGAGCAGUUUGUUUCUGUGCUUCGCUGUCAGUGAUAUUGAGACAGUUUUUGAACUGAGUGUUGCUGUCAGUGAGGAAAAAUGGAGGACUGCCACUUACAGAGCCACUGCAUUUAUGGCAAAAAGCAGUUUAUUUACAUUUGUGAUGGAUUGAAGAUGGUUGUAAACUCAGUUUUCUGUUUCCCAUGUACAUUCCACUUCCUGGUUUUAUUCUUUAAAGUAUUGUACUUAAACCAUUAUUAAAUAUCUUGUGUUCAGUGAAUUGAUUUUGAAGUCUCACAAAACUGACACAAGCCAAUAUCAGCUA
This is a messenger RNA of Schistocerca nitens (vagrant locust), 3787 nucleotides long. It is a transcript of the gene Iswi, whose product is annotated as chromatin-remodeling complex ATPase chain Iswi. Lineage: Eukaryota; Metazoa; Arthropoda; Insecta; Orthoptera; Acrididae. The transcript is spliced from 20 exons. Gene Ontology annotation, biological process: nucleosome organization; regulation of transcription by RNA polymerase II. Gene Ontology annotation, molecular function: nucleosome binding; DNA binding; ATP hydrolysis activity. Gene Ontology annotation, cellular component: chromatin; nucleus. The coding region runs from base 170 to 3301 and encodes 1043 amino acids. The record is from RefSeq and is a predicted model, not a curated record.